Molecule: messenger RNA, 2157 nt
Organism: Dermacentor andersoni
Lineage: Eukaryota; Metazoa; Arthropoda; Arachnida; Ixodida; Ixodidae
Product: aromatic-L-amino-acid decarboxylase-like
Biological process (GO): serotonin biosynthetic process; amino acid metabolic process; carboxylic acid metabolic process
Cellular component (GO): cytoplasm
Molecular function (GO): pyridoxal phosphate binding; aromatic-L-amino-acid decarboxylase activity
Source: RefSeq, a predicted model, not a curated record
UGGGGGGAGUGCACAGUGUAGCCAAGCGGCAAUGCGACUCUUUCCUUGGCGGGGGAGAAUGGGGUCCGCGCGGCAAGGCGCGCGAGGAGUGGAGGGAAGCAGUCACCGACAUCCCCUUUCGGGAAGGCUCACAGGCUGCCGUCGCUGCUCACUCGGCUUCUCCGGACACGGGACGCGGACCUGUUGCUCUCCUUGCUGGAUCGCUGAGGCCAGCGCGCGCUCGCUGUCAGGAGGGGGCCCGCGGCGCACGAGUCGUACGCAGCUCAGAGAGGACACAGGAGACACCGCUUGCUGAGAACCAGGCACUGACGCGCCAGCGGCAUGGAUGACGAGCAGUUCCGCGAGGCUGGCCAUCAGCUGCUGGAGUUUGCGCUAUCUUACUUCAACGGUCUGAGGAACCGGCCCGUGCUGCCCGACGUUGCACCCGGCUACCUGGCUGCCCUGGUGCCAUCAGAGGCACCCCAGGAGCCCGAGAAGUGGGAGGACAUCUUCAAGGACAUCGAAAGGGUAAUCCUGCCCGGGAUGACCCACUGGCACUCACCACAUUUCCAUGCCUACUUCCCCACAGGCCAAAGCCCGCCUUCGCUUCUUGCGGACAUGCUCAGCUCCACGUUCGCUAUAGUCGGAUUUACAUGGAUUGCGAGCCCAGCAAACACCGAACUGGAAAUGAUGGUCAUGGAUUGGCUGGGAAAGGCUAUCGAUCUUCCGAGUGACUUCCUCUUCUCCACGCCUGGUAUCAACGGUGGCGGCGUCAUACAAAGCACAGCCAGCGAGUGCACCCUGACGGCGGUCCUCGCCGCAAAGACCAAGGUCACCACUCUCCUGCUGCAUCAGAACCCGUCGCUGAAGCCCUCCCAAGUGUGGGACAAACUCGUCGUUUACGCCUCCUGUCAGGCCCACUCGUCGGUGGAGAGGGCCGCCUUGUUGGCCAGCGUGCGCUUCCAUGUGCUCAACACGGACGACCAACUGGCAGUGCGGGGACCAACGCUGCGCGCCGUCAUCCAAGAGGACCGCCGCCUGGGCUUCAUUCCAAUGGUGAUGGUCGCUACCUUGGGGACAACCAACUCCUGUGCGUUCGACAACCUCGAAGAGAUAGGAGUUGUCUGUGACGAAGAAAGCCUGUGGCUUCAUGUGGACGCUGCAUACGCCGGGUCCUCGUUUAUAUGCCCAGAAUAUCGACACUACAUGAAAGGAAUCGAGCACGUGUCGUCGUUCAGUAUGAACCCGCACAAGUGGCUCCUGGUUAACGUCGACUGCUCCGCAAUGUGGUUCAGAAAAAGAACUGACAUCGAAGAAGCGUUCAAGGUGAACCCGCUGUAUCUGAAGCAUGACAACGAGGGCGGCAAAGUUCCCGAUUACAGGCACUGGACAAUACCUCUGGGCAGGCGAUUCCGCUCCCUAAAGCUGUGGUUUGUGUUUAGAUGCUACGGGAUCAACGGCCUGCAGGCACACAUCCGACGACAAAUUGACCUCGCUAGAGAAUUCGAGAAGCUGGUGAACGAGCACGAGCACUUUGAAGUUGUGGUUCCAGUCACAAUGGCCUUAGUAUGCUUCAGAUAUAAGGGUUCCAAUGCUGACAAUGAAGAUUUGCUGCAUAUACUUCACAAGCGCAGGACUAUUUAUCUGACCCCAACAAAGCUCAGAGGUGUCUUUGUUCUCAGAUUUGCAAUCUGCAGUCGCUUGACUGAAAAUGAAGAUGUUCACUAUGCAUGGCAUGAGGUAUGUGCUGCGCUACAGACACUAGAGCAACAACAAAGAGGAAUGUCAAAACACGAAGAGGUAAAGUUCAGCACACCCUACGGAUAUGUAAAGAGGAUGCCUCUUCAGGGAGAAGCUGACCAAAACAGGGGAGCUAAUAGAGCAUGUGCCAACAGACUGCUUGAAAAAUACAACCAAAUUAAAGACUGGCUAUUUCGCAACUAGCACGUCGACACUGUCAGCUGGCUGCUAUUGGAAAGAUACAUGGCCUUCAACACUUUUAAUGAAACUUCACUCCCUCAUCGAAGCCUUCAGAAGAUGCUGAAACAUUGCUUUUCUGCAAUAAACUUAUUUUCAUGGCUGUAUACAAUAGACAGAGAAAAAAAUCAAGAAAAAAGUGGUCAAGCCAAUAGUAAUCUCAAGUAAUUAUGAAAAAUAAAGAUUACUUGAAAUCCACAA